AAAUAAUUAAAAUUAAAUAGUAUUUACAAUCAGCAAGGAGACUUAUGUGUAGAUAUUUUCAAACAGUAAGAGUUAGAUCAUUGAUUAUUUGCAGCAAACAGACUGCCGGUAGCGAGUUUUGCCUUCACCUUUGAACACAUUGCGAUGCAAACAGCAAACGAAACCUUAAACCAUCCCGACCGCUAGUGGGCGCUGCAGUUACUGUUCCGGGUGCUUCCGCGCUUUGCGAUAUUUAGAGCAGCAGCUUCUACUAGCCGCCUCGUAGUGCGCCGUGCCGGGGGAUGGUUCUGUCCCUGAUUUAAUUUAACGUUACAAAAAAAAAGGGAACGCUGCGUGUGUGAGUUGUGUGGAGGCCGCGUUAACGGCGGGACAGCGCUGCCGGCGACAUGACGACGCGAUCGGAGCGGGAGAAGGCUCAGAAACUCAACGAGCAGCACCAGGCCAUCCUGUCCAAAAUGCUGAGGGAAGAAGACAACAAGUACUGCGCCGACUGCGAGGCCAAAGGGCCCCGGUGGGCGUCAUGGAACCUGGGCGUGUUCAUCUGCAUCCGCUGUGCCGGAAUCCACCGGAACCUGGGGGUCCACAUAUCCCGAGUCAAGUCUGUCAACCUGGAUCAAUGGACACCAGAGCAGAUCCAGAGCAUACAGGACAUGGGUAACACCAAAGCCCGUCUGCUGUACGAGGGCCACCUCCCACAGAACUUCAGACGUCCCCAGACCGACCAAGCCGUGGAGUUCUUCAUCAGGGACAAGUAUGAGAGGAAGAAAUACUAUGACAAAAAUGCCCUUAAAACCAGCACGGUGAGUAUCCACCAGGGGGAGCGUGUCUGUGUCCGACAGGGUCCCGGUAACCUGCCUGAAUGGUGGUUCUGUCCAGUUAGGGGUGGGGGUGCGGUCUCGCUUUUGGAACAACAGGCCGCAGUGUGGAUCUGCCCGGGUGGUGGGUUGCGUAUGCAGUGCCGUCAGCGUGUCCCGCUGAGCACGUGACCUCCGUCACAUGACCUCUGACCUCAGCGCUGUCCUAGCUGUGAUAUUGCCCCCUUGUCAG
Brienomyrus brachyistius is the source of this 1047-nucleotide messenger RNA. Its product is annotated as stromal membrane-associated protein 1-like. Gene Ontology annotation, molecular function: metal ion binding; GTPase activator activity. NCBI's taxonomy places the organism in Eukaryota, Metazoa, Chordata, Actinopteri, Osteoglossiformes, Mormyridae. Gene Ontology annotation, biological process: regulation of clathrin-dependent endocytosis. The coding region runs from base 387 to 986 and encodes 199 amino acids. The transcript is spliced from 4 exons. The record is from RefSeq and is a predicted model, not a curated record.